AUCUGAGAGACUACUUCCUCAUCAAACAGUACAGAACCUCACAAAAUGGUCAAUGUACAGGGAUGAGGAUUUAAUAGAUCCUCACACACCUGUGCAUCUGGGCCCUGGAGGAGAGGAUACUGAAGUUGAGUGGGCACCAGACAGGGAAGAUGACCCUCAGGGCCACUGGUAUGAUAAGAUGUUCUCCAUCCGCAGUCUGCCCACAAUGGGGCACAGAGAGCAGAAUGAGCAGGAUGGGGUGGAAGACAUGACACAGCUGCAAGAGCUACAUGAGGGUUCUGUGCUGCUAAAUUUGAUGAAAAGAUUUGAACGGGAUUUGAUAUAUACGUACAUCGGCAGCAUCCUGGUGUCCGUGAAUCCGUAUAAGAUGUUUAAUAUCUACGGAACCGACGUGGUGCUGCAGUACGAUGGACACACCCUGGGAGAGAACCCUCCUCACCUGUUUGCGAUUGCAAAUUUGUCUUACACUAGAAUGAAGGAUGCCAAACAGAACCAGUGCAUUAUUAUAAGUGGGGAGAGUGGCUCAGGCAAGACUGAAGCCACCAAGCUUGUCCUGCGAUAUUUAGCCGCUAUUCACCACAAGGGUGAUAUUACGCAUCAGAUUGAGAUUCUUGAAGCAGCUCCCCUGUUAGAAUCAUUUGGGAAUGCCAAAACUGUCCGGAAUGACAACUCAAGUCGAUUUGGGAAAUAUGUGGAGAUCUUUUUGGAGGGGGGUGUGAUCAGUGGUGCCAUAACCUCACAGUAUCUCCUUGAGAAGUCCAGGAUUGUGUUUCAGGCCAAAGAUGAGAGAAACUAUCACAUCUUCUAUGAGAUGGUGGCAGGCCUCCCUUCCCAGCAGAGAGAGUCAUUCUACCUUCAGGAUGCGGAGACCUACUAUUACCUUAAUCAGGGGGGUAACUGUAGCAUCCCGGGGAAGAGCGAUGCCGAUGACUUCCUGCGGCUGCUCAGCGCCAUGGACAUCCUCCACUUCAGUGCCCAAGACCAGGACAGCAUCUUCAGGGUCCUGUCCUCCAUUCUGCACCUGGGGAAUGUGUUCUUCGAGAGAUACGAGGCGGACUCCCAGGAAAGGGCGUCGGUUGUGAGCGCUCGGGAGAUCCGGGUGGUGGCAGAGCUGCUCCAGAUCUCCCCUGAGGCUCUGCAGAAAUCCAUCACUUUCAAAGUCACGGAAGCAAUGAGAGAAAAGAUAUUCACCCCUCUUACUGUGGAAAGUGCUGUCGAUGCCAGAGAUGCAGUUGCCAAGAUCUUGUACUCCCUUCUAUUCAACUGGCUCAUCGACAGGAUCAACAGGCUGGUUUACCCGAAGAAUGAGGCCCUGUCGAUCUCCAUCCUGGAUAUUUAUGGGUUUGAGGACCUCACGUUAAACAGCUUCGAACAACUGUGCAUCAAUUAUGCCAAUGAGUAUCUCCAAUGCUUUUUCAAUAAGAUCAUUUUCAAGGAAGAACAGGAUGAAUACAACCGAGAGCAGAUCGCAUGGCAGGAAAUGCAGUUCAGUGACAACCAGGCCUGCAUUGAUCUCAUCGCAGCAAAGCCUCAUGGGAUACUUAAAAUCCUUGAUGAUCAGAGCUUGUUCCCUCAGGCAACCGACCACACCUUCCUUCAGAAGUGUCAUUAUCACCAUGGCAACAACCCCCUUUACUCGAAGCCAAAGAUGCCCCUCCCUGAAUUCACCAUUAAGCACUAUGCAGGAAGAGUCACCUAUCAGGUCUACAAGUUUCUGGACAAAAAUUAUGAUCAGGUUCGCCAAGAAGUUCUUGAUCUCUUCGUUAACAGCAAAAACAAGAUGGUGGCCAAUCUCUUUGCGAACCACGCGGAGUUCCUCAGCCAGCAGAAGACCCACGCGAGGAAGAGCAGCACGGUGACGCGCCGCCAUCAGCCCUCCACCGCCGCCGCCAAGUUCCAGCAGUCCCUGCUGGAGCUGGUGGAGAAUAUGGAGAGGUGCAACCCAUUUUUUGUACGCUGCAUAAAGCCAAACAAUAAGAAGGAGCCCGGCAUAUUUGAUACGGAGCUUGUCAGCGCUCAGCUGCAUUACUCUGGGAUUCUGGAAACCGUCCGUAUCCGAAAGGAGGGCUAUCCUGUCCGCAUUCCGUUUGGAAUUUUCCUGAACAGGUACAAGGCCCUGCUGGGCCUGAAGCAGCCUCCCCCACCAGAUGGAGAAAACUGCGUCAUCAUGCUGAGUAAAAUCUGCCCCCUCAAGAAGGGGGCUUACCAAGUGGGCGUCACAAAGAUCUUCAUUAAGGAGGAGGUGCACCAGCUGCUGGAGAGUAAGAGGGACAGGGUGAUGCACAUUGCUGCUCUCACGCUGCAGCGCUACACCCGCAUGUUCUUUGUCCGCAAGCGCUACGUCUCCUUCCGCAUGAAGAUCAUCAGGCUGCAGGCGCACUGCCGGGGCUUCCUCGCCAGGAAACGUUAUGUGAAGAUGAGGGCAAGCCUGGUCAAGUUCCGCUCUCUCAUCCUAAUGUACAUCAACCGCAAGAGAUACAUCAGGCUGAAAUUUGAGGCAAGAAGACAAGAAGAAGAAGAAAGGAUGAGAAGAGAAAUGGAGUUAAGCAGGAGAGAAGUGAUCAAUGUGACACACCUGGUCAUUCCUGCAGACCUGGGUGCAUUACUGCAGGCUAUAGCAGGGGGCACUGAGCUGCACUCAGACUGCCUGGCCUUGGUCCAAGCCCCCAGCAUACAGCUGGGCCCGCAGCUCACUCUGCCACUGGACAUCAACAACUUCCCCAUGUCAAAAUACGUCCAAAUCCAUUUCAGGGAGCCUAAAUUCGGGAUGCUUACUGCCCCCCUGGAGAUGCCACUGACCCGUGUGGAGGAGAAUUUGAGACAGGAAGCUCUCAGUGCGUUCAUAAUGGUGUUGAGGUUCAUGGGUGACCCCCACCUGAACGGGGCCCAGGAGAACCUCUUUGGGAACUACAUCAUUCAGAAAGGGCUGUCUGCCCCGGGUCUAAGGGACGAGAUCCUCUCUCAAAUAGCCAAUCAGGUGUGGAGGAACAGCAACCCCAUGAACGCGGAGAGGGGCUGGCUCCUGCUGCUGGGGUGCAUCAGUGCCUUCGCCCCGUCCGCCAAGAUGGAGAAGUACCUCCUGAAGUUUGUGUCGGAUUACGGCUGCGAUGGCUACCAGGCCAUGUGCCAGCACAGACUCAUCCAAGCCAUGCAGAAAUCCCAGCAUGGUCCCGAGACCGCCCGGACCUAUCCGCUGUCUCUGCUGGAGUGGACGGCCAAUCGGAAAAAAGCAAGCAUGGUGCUCCAAGUGCACUGCUUUGAUGGGACUUCCUUCCUGUGUCCUGUGCACUCCUGGACCAGCGGAGAGGACCUUGCUGGAGACGUGCUGCAGCACAGGGGCGUGUCGGAGGGCUGGAGGGGCUGUUCCGUUUUCAUGAAGGAGCACGGUCAGUGGGCGGAGCUAGCGGGACAUGAUUAUGUCAUGGACCUUAUCUCUGACCUGGAGCUGAUUGCCAGCUUCCCCAGGCAGAAGUCCUACUUCGUCCUCUCCUCCGAGGGGCCGUCCCGGACCAGGCCCAACGCCGGCCUAGCUAUGCUCGGGAGUGGGUUUGAAUCAGAUGAGGAUAGUCCCCUCUCCUAUGCUGGGAGACACCAGACCCUGCCCAGCUCCAGUCUGCCUGAUUCAGAUGGGUACUUCAGCCACGAGUCUGACAGCCUGAGCGAGGCCCCUACCCAGAAAGGCAUGGACCGCUAUCUGGACAGCCUGUUUGACCCGGUGCUCUCCGAUGGCAGUGGGGAUCGGGAGAAAGCCGCCAGCGUGUCCGGCAGGAUGAAGGGAGCCGGGGGGAUCGGAGCGGACGGCCGAGAGCGGGGGUGGGCCGGGCCCAGCGGGUCCCACCCCCAGGCGCCGAUGCCGGGAGCUGUGCAGGUACUGCCUGUAAUGGGAGGCAGAAUGCCAGGAAUGCCAGCAGCUUCAACAGCCUCCAGUAUGCCCAGCCCACCCGAUGCAUCUGCUACGCCUGCCACGCCCGUUGCAUCCGCUACGUCCAUCACCCCCACCUCACCUGGUAUGCCUGCCACAACAGGAAUGGCAGGAAUGCCUGCUGUACCAGGAAUGCCCAUUGUGCCAGGAAUGCCGGGAAUGCCAGCUGUACCAGGAAUGCCCGCUGUUCCAGGGUCAGAACAGAGUGUGAUGGAUCAGCAGCAGCAAGCUCUCAUCAACCAACAAGCCAUUAUUCUGGCACAGCAGAUGACCAUGCAGGCUUUGGCCCUGCAGCACCAGAUGUACCCCCCAGUCGGACUCCCCCCGGGGCCCCCCAUGGCCAACCCCUAUGCCAGCUCCUACGCCAGCCCCCAGUUCCAGCACUACCCGCCUGUGGCCACAGCCCCUCUGCCCCGAGCCACAACCAAACCUAUUAGUAGCUACUCCUACGAACCACCAGCGCCUACAUCUUAUGUACACAAGGACCAGUCUGGAUACCAGAGAGGCCCAACCCACUCAGCCCCUCCUGAGGAUGUGGUGAAAUCCUCUGUCUCAAACUCAGAGUACAUCGAGCCCAGCCAGAACAUCAAGCACAUCAUCAAACAGUACCAGCCUUCUGUUGCAGUGCAGCCCGUAGAAAUCCACAGGAAGGAACCCAAAGUGUUUGCAAAGAAGCCAGAUCCUCAUGAUGAGGCCAUGACAAUCCUGAAGGGACAGAUGAGUUCUCAGCCUCCACAGAAAAAGAAGCCCCCCACCUCCUCCGCCCCCCCUGGCCUGCCCAAGGAACAUAAGGAGGAAGCCAGAGCCACUAGACCAGCCAAGAGCAUCAAGGUGAAGUCCCAGCCCCCCAUGCCUGCCAACUCCCAGAGGGCCCCAUUCCCGGCACCAGUGUCCAGGGAGCUCCCGAUAGAGGAGGAGUCCAUUCAGACGGAGCUCCACAGGAGGGCCAGCGAGGAGCACUAUACGUACACCAAUGUCCCCUGGAAGAUCUACCUCAGGAAGGAGGUUUUCUACCCAAAAGACAGCUUUAACAAUCCUCUGGUUCUGGACCUCAUAUUCAGACAGAUUGUCCAUGACACAUUUUCAGAGGCCUGUAUUCGUAUCACCACGGAUGAAAGACAGAAAAUGAAAAAGCUGUUUGUGGAGAAUCAGAUUGAGCAGAACUCUGCUACUCAGGAUGAGGGUGUGAAGAAGAAGGUCGUUUCUGCUGCCAGGGACUCCUGGGAGAUUUAUUUCUCUCGUCUCUUCCCCGCCUCGGGCAGUGUGGGUACUGGGGUGCAGGUCCUGGCUGUGUCACACAGAGGGAUUAAGCUGCUGAAGAUGGUGAAGAGCAGCUCCUCAGAUGCAGAUUACUUCAGGGUCCUGCGGCCCUACAGCUACGCAGACAUCAUGUUUGUUACAAUCCCUUCCAAGAACAUGCUGGAGUUCAAUCUGACCAAUGAGAAGCUCAUCCUGUUUUCCGCCAAAGCGCCACAGGUGAAGACCAUGAUCGACUUCUUCAUCACCGAGCUGAAGAGGGACUCAGACUAUGUGGUCGCGGUGAGGAAUUACAUCACAGACGACAUGACUCUGUUGAGCUUCCACAAGGGUGACAUCAUUCGCUUGCAGACCAUGGAGGGUCUGGAGGAAGGACAGCACUAUGGCUGCAUUGUUAGAAAGAAGGUGAUGCUCCUGGAGGACUUGCGAAAAGACACAUUAGACUUUGGCUGGAAGUUUGGGGCCAUUCACGGCCGUUCAGGAGUCUUCCCCGCCGAGUUCGUCCAGCCCGUUGCCCCGCCCGACUUUGUCAACCUCCCCGUGGACAGGAAGGAGGAGCCAAAGAGCAAGCAGGGUCAGGUCGCCGCGUCCGCUGCGGUUGCUGUGGCGAUGGCUUCCACUGUGGCGGCCCACGAGUUGGACCGGUCCACCGAGGUGGCGCCAGUUGGCAGCGAAUACGCAGAUGACUUUAGUAAUAUGGAGGUGGAUGAGAGGAUUCUGCAGGACCCCCAGUACAACAUGGUGGAAUUUGCCAAGAAAUACUUCAGAGAGGCAGUGAGAAAAAACAGUGAUUCAUAUAAACACAAGUCAAAGAAAGGAAACCCUAGGGAACCUGCUGAUAUGGUAAAGUUUUCUAAGUCACCCAUUCAGGAGUCUCUAAUAGAUUUCACUGAUGACGCCAUGAGCAAAGUGGCAGCGGACAUUUUCCUGGCUAUAAUGAAGUUCAUGGGAGACUACCCUCUGAAAGGGCAAACGGAGCAAGAUGUAGUCUGCACCAUCCUGAGGCUCAGUGGAAAGCAUGGACUAAUGAAGGAUGAAGCUUACUGCCAGGUCCUCAAGCAGAUCACCGCCAACACCAGCUCCAAAACGGACAGCUGUCAGAGGGGCUGGAGGCUGCUCUACAUCCUGACCGCUUACUACCGCUGCUCCGAGGUGCUCAAGCCCUUCCUGUUCAAGUUCCUGCAGGACGUCUGCCGGACCCCUGGGGUGCACUACCAAGGGAUCGCUAAGGCUUGUGAGCAGAAUCUGAGGAAGACCUUCAAGUACGGUGGGCGGGUGGAGUUCCCCACCAGUAUGGAGCUGAAGGCGAUGGUGGCCGGCCGCAGUUCCAAGCGCCAGCUCUUCCUCCUGCCGGGCGGGAUCGAGCGACAUCUCAAAAUCAAAACCUGCUCGAUUUCUCUGGACGUGAUUGAGGAGCUUUCGUACGAGAUGGGCCUGUACAGACCAGAGGCCAUGGAUGAGUACGCCAUCUUUGUGGUCACAAACAGAGGCCAGAACGUCCGGCCCCUGACCAAGCGGGAGUACAUCCUGGACAUCGCCACCGAGGCCGAGCCCAUCGACAGCAACUACAGCUUCUGGUUCCGGAGGGUGAUCUGGGCCCAGCCACUCAAGUUUGACAACGAGCUUUACGUCACCAUGCACUACAACCAGGUUGUGCCGGACUACCUGAAGGCUCUGCUGACUGUCCUGCCCCAGGGAAAGAUGAGCGAUCAGCACUUCCAGCAGCUCUCCAAGCUGGCUGCCCUGCAGCACCGCACCAAAGACAGCAUCUACCUCCCCACUGUCCGGGAGGUGCAGGACUACGUCCCUCCACAGCUGUACGGCCAGCAGCGUCCGCAGCAUUGGCUCAACACGGUGACCCAACACAUGCAGCAGGUCCAGGUCCUGAGCCCUCACCAGGCCAGAGCACAGUUCCUGGGUCUGGUCAGUGCCUUCCCCAUGUUUGGCUCCUCCUUCUUCUACAUCCAGAGCAGCAGUAACAGCGCCAUCUUGGCUCCUUGCGUUCUGGCUGUCAAUCAGAACGGGCUCAACUUCCUCAGCAAAGAUACUCACGAGGUGAUAGUGAAGUUCCCUCUGAAGGAGGUACAGUCCACACGCACACAGAGGCCCACCGCUGGCUCCAGUUUCCCUUACGUGGAGAUCAUGCUGGGGGACCUGCUAUCCCAGCGCAUCACCCAGCUCCAGCUGGAGCAGGGACUGGAGCUGUGCCGAGUCAUCGCCAUGCACAUGGAGAACAUGCUCUCAGUGCGAGAGAAGAGACUGACCCUGCCCCCCAGCGAGAUCACCCUGCUGUAA
Anguilla anguilla (European eel) is the source of this 7474-nucleotide messenger RNA. Its product is annotated as unconventional myosin-XV-like. Gene Ontology annotation, cellular component: myosin complex; cytoskeleton. The record is from RefSeq and is a predicted model, not a curated record. Lineage: Eukaryota; Metazoa; Chordata; Actinopteri; Anguilliformes; Anguillidae. Gene Ontology annotation, molecular function: ATP binding; protein binding; cytoskeletal motor activity. The transcript has 66 exons. Bases 53 to 7474 code for a protein of 2473 amino acids.